AAAACGACACAUUUGGUAUAACUUUGAUGCUUUAGAGUUAAAUCAUACAGUUACGUAAAACAACAUGGAAACAAAGUUUGAGUCAUAUAGAGUAUUGGUACGUUUAACGGGCAACGAAGUGCACGGGAUCAGUAAGUAAUAUAACAUAAAAUAUAUUAUGUUGACAUGGCGAUAAUUGACAGUCGAACAACAAUUAAUACAAUUGAAUAAAAUUUAAAUGUAAAUCUCCAUUACAACUCAUAUAAAAGUCGACCUUUGAGAAAAUUCUGGUGACAAGUUCGGAACUACCAAACUGCCUCGAUUUUUUGCGUUAAUAUCGUACCAUUGAAAAAUACGGGGGCGGUGUCACUUUAUCUUCUCUACUUCGUGGUUACUAUAAUACUGAAUUAUUAAUAUUUUAAUUUUUGUUAGUUAUUUCCAUUUGGUCACUACGUUAACCUAACAUGUUUACAAAUCGUAUUUAUGUACUUAUUGUGUGUUCAUUUAUUCAAAACCAAAAUAAACAAUGUCAUUUUAACUAUUCUGUUCACUUAAUUACGAAAGAACAAUUAAAAUAAGGUAUUUGAUAUAGCACCCGGUAUAGAGAAUAGUUCAACAAAAUGGAAAAAGUACCUCACAAUAAUGUUUCAUCGGAAGUAGGUUUACAUGAAAACAUUUCAAAUAAAUCAAUGGUUCGAGAGUAUUAUGAGGAAACCCAGGAACGGAAACGACGGACACAGCACUCGAUUGCGACUAAAAAUUACUGUUUGGCCAAGAAGAAUUACGAAGAUUUUAAGAGACAAACGAAACAAAUAACAAAAAUCAAUAGAAAACAAAUCACGGGACCAACAUGGUACCAGGAAUUGUCUGACCAACAGAUUUCUGUACUGGACAAUCUUUUUCAUAAUAUGAAGGAAGACUUCGAUUUGGCCACAUCAAAGAGUACAAGGCGUGCUCUCAAAGCUUUAGGUGUUCGUACAUUUAUCCCCCAUACUGUGGCAGUAGAUGCUUUGGUAAAAACUGAACUUUAUGUGGUCGAUUUUCUGCAGAUAAUUAAAGAUUACGUGAUUCAAAAGAACAAUGAGAAAAUGUCCGAUCAAACAAUUUCAGGUAACAUAAAAAAAGAUUAUUUACCAGAAGAAAGAAUCUUGAUGAGUAGUAUACUUCACAUAGCAUAUCCGUGUUUUAUCAAGAGACUAAAUUAUUUUCUCAAGGAAGCCGUACCUGAAAAAAAUCUUGAAUACAUGAAACUUCCGAAAUCAACGAGAUCCACGAAAAAAUAUACAUCUCCCUAUUUAGAACCGUUACCCCAACCUCAUCACCCGUGGAUUAAAGUGAAAGAGGUUAAUUUCCACAAUAAGAAUGUAAGACAACAAAGGAGACAUAAUAAAAUGAAAGCAAUACAAUUGCAACAACAACAUAACAAGGAGCUUGAAGAGGAAAAAAAGACAACAAUAAGAAUGAAUAUCGCUUACCCCGAUAAUUCAGUGAAAAAAAUGUUUUGCAAACCACCAGUGUUAAAACCGUUGAAGAAUGAAGACGAAAAUAAACUGGAAAUUGAGAGUCCAACAGUAGAAUCCUAUAAUUAUGAAGACGACGUGAUGCAGAGUAGUGGUGAAGUGCAGACAGCGAUCGUGGAGGAUGAGGAGGAGUGGCGGCAAGAGCAGGAGGAUGUGUGGCCCAAAACCAGUAGAGAGUUCGUGGAGAGCGAAACGUGGCAUUCCCGACGAUGGUCGACGGCUUCUAUGGCGACCACGAUGACGGAAAAUACGAUCACGUACCACCAAACCAGACGGGCUGGCUCACAGACACUGCCACCUGCGCAAAACAGCUGGUUGAAAAAGCCAUUUGGUUGGCUCAGCGCUGAUUACAAAGCGUCGAAUGUUUCCAUCGAUUCGAUCGCCGAGUCGUCCAACAGCACCAUAGUCGAAACGAACCCGCACAAGACGGUUGUAGUGAUCGAUUUCGAUAGUUCGGUCGACCACUUCAAAUGCGACGAGACGACUGGGGACAACGGAAAAAAGCUAGAUGGCAAACCGGAAUAUGCCGGUGAGAGUGACGAUGACGUGGAGCUAUCCGAGACGUUGCGCGACCUCACCGUUACAAAGAUGGGCGCGGACGAGGAAAAAAUUUAUCAGAUGUUCCAAGAAUACGAUGCCAACAUGCGGGCAGGCAACAUGCAGCAGCCGUCAGUGUUUUCGUCGGGCACCGGUAUUACGGUAGCUAAAAUCGACCGGACCAAACAUGUAGAUACACCGUCGAUGAAAGGCAUGCCAGGGACGCCUUUGCCGUCGGUGGUGCAGGUGGCCGUCGAAGGACAGUCGGCGAGAGCACUAGGCAAGAAGUCAUCCAUAGUAGACUUACCCCCCAAUGAUCGUGACAGCCGUGGAGUGACUAUACAUGCUGACAACCACGUCAGCGAAACGUCUGCGGCGGCGAGCGACUGCGAUCAUGACCAGGCCACUGAUAAACGACCGCCACCACUCAUCAACGAGGACGGCUCGGUAAACAUGACAAGACUGCACUCUGUAAUUCACAAAUUACCGAAUUGGAAACAACUAAGAGUUGUAUUAAAAUUGAUGUCAAUUAUGGGUGACCCUGUGGCAAGUUUUCCGGAAAUAAUUGAACUGAACAAAUUGCGGAGAUGGUACGAAGUACGGAUAAAUGAAAACAGACAUAUGACGUUGAAAAUGAAACAAAAUCUGAUGGUUCAGUCGAUAAACGCGUGGAGUGCACCACGGAUCAAACUGACGUCCGUUAACGUACCACAGAACCCAAUGCAAGGUGAGGGAAAAAUUGGUGCGAUGAAAAUAACUUGGAAUCGAGUGAACGAAAUGAAACGCAAAAUCAAAAAGACUAAAUCUGAGUAUAUCGACAAACUCAAACGUGUGGCGAUCAACAACGCGAGAACAAUGUACCAGACUAUGUAUAAUGACUAUUACAACAGCCAUUUGAGCAGAAACUUUAAACAGUCGUAUUAUGAUUAUUUCCCGGCAAAAGAUGAUGAUUGCUUGUUCGAGUAUGUCGCUGAUAGAAAGAACAACAAAUAACAACACCGUGGCCGUGAUCGAUGUUUUUUUAAAUAUGCCUACAUAAUCAUGAUAUAAUAUUAUAUGCAAAAGUUUAAUUCAAGAAAUCAUAGAGUUGCGAAAGGCUUAAUUUUAUUUGAACCUGUGCUAUCCAUAAAACGUAUACACAAUACACAUAAGUACAUAAGCCAGAUGCGAAUAGGUCAGUUGGAUCAUCUUUCCGAUGAGCCGGUCCUUGUGUAGGCCAAAUUAUAAUUAUAUGAUAACAAAAAAAAAGUGAUUGAAUACAUAUAAAUUAAUAAAUAUUAAUGCAAU
Molecule: messenger RNA, 3323 nt
Organism: Acyrthosiphon pisum (pea aphid)
Lineage: Eukaryota; Metazoa; Arthropoda; Insecta; Hemiptera; Aphididae
Exons: 13
Coding region: 600-3029 (809 amino acids)
Source: RefSeq, a predicted model, not a curated record